Molecule: messenger RNA, 847 nt
Organism: Erigeron canadensis
Lineage: Eukaryota; Viridiplantae; Streptophyta; Magnoliopsida; Asterales; Asteraceae
Exons: 3
Coding region: 252-629 (125 amino acids)
Source: RefSeq, a predicted model, not a curated record
CAAUCAAUUAAAUCGCGCAAUUGAUCGGUAUUUUUUAAUCACUGUAGAUUUGAAAUUUAGUUACGGUAUUUUUUAAUCACUGUAGUUCUACACUCGCAAUUGAUCGAAUUCGUUAGCAGUCGGAGAAAUGUGAUGCUUAUGUUUCUAGAAGUUUGGUGUUCAUUCAUUUCAUAAUUAUUGUUUCCGGCGAGCCCAACAGAGAGCCAGAGAGGUGACCGACCGGAAUCUUCAAAAGGGGGGAGAGAUGUCUGAUGGGGUUUCCCAGGGAUGGAAAACUCACAGUCUCAAUUACUGUUCAAAACCUCGAAGCAGCAAUCAUAAACGCACUUAAGUGUGAGUUUUCGUCAAACAGAAGAAUCGCAUUUUCUGAUGAUGAUGUCAGUAGUUUUCAGGAUGCAGCAGCAAUGGGGACGACAAUGGUACCUGCACAUACUUCUCUGCAAGGAUCUAUCAUUAAAAGCAUCGAAGAAUACAAAGAAAGUAAUAAAACAAAAGAAAUAACGAGAGCUGUGAGGUUCAAUAAUGAUGCGGCCGGGACAUCUGGAUCAGCUCCAUCAUCCGUCCCUAGAUUGGUCCGUGAUCCAGCAGCCUAUAGAAGAAGGCGCAAUGGCGGGUUCACUCAUAAAUGAUCUCUUUACUGCAUGCUUAUCGAUCGACCUUAGUGUUUGCAUGCUGCCUUAUAUAUAUGUUGGUGCGGUAUCAUGUAUUGUUUCAGUUAUGUUUGUGUCAACAAUAAUACUGGUCUUUUAGGUCUUUCAGACUUGAAAGAGAUUUUAGAAAGAGUGAUGUAUCUUAAUAGACAAUGUAUAUGUGGUUGAAUCUAUUUUAAUAAACUUUUUACUGUACU